AUGCCAUUGAUCUUUCGAUUAAACAACACAUGGACUCGUCGAGUCUAUAAGUUUGAGUAUGAAACGCACUUGCGUCUUACUAGUUUCUCCUUCCCUAAGCACACCCUGUUACUCCAAUCGUCAGAGCUUACCUUUCAAACCAAGCUCGUCACUUUCGAUCUCGCGACUUCAGCUGCUGGCCAGCAAGCCCACAACUUCAACAUGGGCAAAGCUCCACUCACGAAUCACUCAAACCGCCAUGCCGUUGUGAUCAACGCGAGGCUCUAUCCCAACGGACCGCCAAACCCGUCAACAUUCGUCCGAGUCCCACGUGACAGCUACCCCGUUCCUCAAUCCGCGGCACCUCCAUCUCAACGUCAGCAGGUGGUGAAGGCCAGCGCUGCCCCUCCUCCUAGGCGAAAGAGCUUUCGAACCCAGUAUCCCACGGAACCAGCAUUUCUCCCAAUGGUUCUGAUCCGGCCCGCGCCAAAGGCAAGCUACAUGCGAGUGAAGAAGUGGGUGAGAGAUCAGGCGCGCGUCAGCAGAGGGUACGACGCUCUCAAGUUGGCUGGAUCAAGUGGAUGGCAGCAAGAGGGAGGUUGA
Molecule: messenger RNA, 582 nt
Organism: Zasmidium cellare ATCC 36951
Lineage: Eukaryota; Fungi; Ascomycota; Dothideomycetes; Mycosphaerellales; Mycosphaerellaceae
Exons: 2
Coding region: 1-582 (193 amino acids)
Source: RefSeq, a predicted model, not a curated record